Messenger RNA from Brassica rapa (field mustard), 3818 nucleotides. RefSeq names its product protein GAMETE EXPRESSED 2. The record is from RefSeq and is a predicted model, not a curated record. Lineage: Eukaryota; Viridiplantae; Streptophyta; Magnoliopsida; Brassicales; Brassicaceae. Gene Ontology annotation, biological process: actin cytoskeleton organization; pollen sperm cell differentiation. Gene Ontology annotation, molecular function: actin filament binding.
AAAUAGUUAACACAGUAGCAGUUGGCGCCUUCUUCCUCAACCGUCACCGUUUCUCUCAAACAAUGGCUGCGAUCAAAGUCGCUUCACUCUUGACUCUCUUCUUAUUCUCUCCAUCCUUAAGCGUAGAUGAAUCUGUCCUUCCGAAAUUUUCUUUCAGUUGGUCAGAUGAUAAAAACAAGUUUAAAUCUGGUGAAAUCGCCAGAAUCUCGAUCAAAGUUCUUGGAAACUUCGAAACCAAUGGGAACGCUUCGUUAGGACAGGGAGCGUUUAAGCCGACACUUACUGUCAACGGCAAAACUGGGAACAGUACGUACGUAUCUGGAGUUUCGCAGGAUCUUGGUGCCGAUAUUAGCACGUGGAAGAUUUCUUUUAUUCCCAUCGUUGUUGGGGUUCUCAACAUCGUUAUAGAUGAUGAAACUUUCAAAGUUCUGGAUUCGUCGUUACAUUUUGAAGUCGAACCAGGGUUAAUGCACCCAUCUGUCAGUGUUGUUUCAUGGAUGGGUCUUAACAACGUGUUUGAAGCUGGGAUGAAUGCAUCGAUCUUGAUUCUUCCAAUGGAUGCAUUUGGAAACAACAUCUCCUUUUCCGGGAAGGAGAUGGAGCUGCAGGGGUUUUCCUUGUCUCUUCAGAAUGAAAAUGGUUCAUUUGCUAUCAUUUUUAAUACAACACACAUCAGAUGGAUGGAGUCUGGUUAUAUUUCCAUUGAGUUUGUUCUUGUCACUGCUGGAAAAUUCUUACUGCUCGUGGAGAAAGAAAGCCAAGCCCUGAACGGUGUUCCACUACCUCUUGAGGUUAAUUCAGGGCCUCUAGAUGUUUCAAACUGUGUGAGCAUAUGGAAGUCAGAGCUGAACACAUGGCAGAUAUUUUCCAAAAUGGAGAUCAUGUUACACCAGAGAGACCGGUUCGGAAACCUAGUAUCUGGAUUCUACGAGUUUGAUGCUGAUGUGGUGGGGAAAGAGACAGGCUUAUCCAUACCGGUAGCAGAUUUCCAGUUUGAGUAUGUAGAGCCAGGGAUCCAGUUGAUGUCUUUCACCUUGUCUGAGCCAGGAAACUUCUUGCUCACUCUUUCUGAUAUGGAGCACAAUAAGAGCAUCUCUAGUAUGCCUUAUGAGUAUACAGUCUAUAUAGGCUAUUGUGAUGGAUCAAGAAGUAUUGUGAAUGGUUCAGGGCUCAAUGCUUCUAUUGCUGGAGAGUCUCUUGGCUUCUCUAUUUACCUGAAAGAUGCUUAUGGCUAUCCCUCAUCAGUCCAAGUGAAUAUACUUCAGGUUAAAAUCACCCAAGAGGCUGAUUCUUCCUAUAUUUUGCCAACAAUAAAUCCUAGAGAGACCCUCAAUGGUACCAAAGUAUCAAGUUACCUAGUUGCUCCACCGUUGUAUGAGAAACAUGUGAGAAGUUUAACUGUAUAUGUUGUUGUACAGACUCCAUCACGCCUAAUGACGUCCUUCUUGCAGGUUUCUGGUAGCUUACUUACUCAGACGAGUAUCUUUGACGUAUCUUAUACUCCAAGACAGAGUGGAGUUUAUAAGAUCUUUCUAUCCUCUGGGAACAUAGUCCUCAAUGGAGGCCAACCUUUCAUCAAGGAAGUAAAACCAGGUGAAGUGAAUGUGGCAUAUUGCAUUGUGACACAAUUCAAUGCAAAAGUGCCAAGGGAAAUCAAGAAUGAUAUUGUGGUCUUACUAGUUGACAACUUCAACAAUCCUGUACCGUCACAGCCAUCUCGGUUAAACCUGGAGAUUACCUCAGCCAACACAUCAAGUUUCACUACAUGGAACUUUGUCGAUAACACUGAUGGGACAUAUAUUGGUAGCUAUCUAGCCAUGGACGUUGGUACUUACCGGAUGUGUGUGUCCUUUGACGAUAAACAUAUCCAGCCUUGCCCCUUUGACGUCAAUGUGUACAGCAGUGGAUACUUUCCAAAGGCCUAUGAUGAUGAAGUCAACGUGUGGGAAGAUGAGUCCAUCUCUUUCUAUCCUAUGGAAAACGACUACGUUGCUGGUGACAAUGCGAGCCUUGUUGGUUUUUCACAACCGGAUCAUGGUUCUCUUUUGAGAGAUGGGAACCUCCUUAGAUACACACCGAUCAAGGACUUCUCCGGAAACGACUCCUUUCUUUACACAAUAGUCGAUAUCAAUGGAAACUUAGGCAUAGCUACAGUUUACAUCUUUGUUCUUACAGCUCCUCCUCAGUUUGUAUCCUUUUCUGGAGGGUUGCAAGCAACUGAAGAUCAAAUUAGUCCUAGAUCAGGGCAAGUACUCUUCAUUUUGUUGUCUUUAAUCCCCACUUCAGGUAUCAUAAUCUUAUUCUUGAAUGUUUAUUACUACAGUGGCUUCUCUGGUCUGGAGAUAAGUUACUCAGACAAGCUGGAGAAUAUUUCAGUAACGGUUCAAGCACUUUCGGGAUCGGUUAUUCUUUCUCCAAUGCUGAUGCAGUUUAGGUUGCCUGGUAGUGGAAGACUCUCAGUCAGAAACGGUGGUGAAGAUGGAAGGCUCUUGAUCUUAGAAGGACAAAUAGGAGUUAUCAAUUCUGCACUUCAUUCAAUACAAUAUCUAGGGAACGAGAAUUUUUCUGGUGUUGAUUCCCUUCGGCUUACUACAAGGAACAAGAAUGGGAUUAAUCAACUAGAUGUUCCUGUCUUUGUGGAACCUGUCAAUGAUCCACCGUUUAUAAAUGUUCCUCACUAUAUAAUGCUUGAGAGUAAUGGGACAGAGUCGCUUAUCUUCCACAAGGAAACAGACAAGUUCAACUUCUCAGUUGGAGAUUCAGAUCUUGCUGGUUUCCCUGGUGGUGAAUCCCAUUUCUUAGUAACGUUUUCUGUGGAGGUUACUGAUGGGUUUCUGCGGACAAACUUACCAUCCGAGCUUAUAAACACAACAGAGCUAAAGUUCAAAAACAUAUUCAGGUGGCAGCCAAUUCAGACUUACGCUUCCAUUUCUAAACACGUGAAUGUCAAAGCCAGUGGGAUCAGGUUUCGUGGAACGAUAAAGCAAUGCAACGACCUAAUGGAACAGCUGCUCCAUCGCGGAGGAGAGAACGGAGCUAUCAUGACCUUGAAAAUGAGUGACAUGGGGAAUUACGGGUGCUUUCUAGAUUGCAUUGAGAGAAUAUCACUGCCGUUACACGUGGUGGCUCGUGUAAACCUUAUUAGAAAGAGACCCCUAAGUUCCCUUGCAGCUCACGGUACGUGUAUGAAUGACUUAAGAGUUUCGAUUAGGUUUGGUUUACUUGGUUUAAAUACCUUUUGUCACUUGGUUGCAGUUUUAGGAUCUGUGAUUGUGGUGGAGUCUCUCGUGGUAUUCUCUCUCGCUAUUGUGCUUCUGUUCUUCACUUGCAAAUGCGCAUUUCUUCUCGUACACGAGAGAAGAAGCGAACAUAGUGUUCACAUGAAUCCGCAGAAACCAACGGUGGACAAUGCCAAAUUGUUAAAUGACAAUGUUUCAACAAGAAUUGUCACUCGUUGUUUCCCGGAGAGUAUCUGGAACCGCCAUGCACCUAACAGACAAGUCGGCGAAACUUCUGCCACGCAGAACAAGGAGUUGCCAGAGAUUAACAUUGUUCCGUUCGAGCUAGAGAAAGGCUAGAAGUUGAUGAAUCUGAGCCAUCAUGAUGACAUACCCGUGCAACCUAGUGACAUACAAUCAAGUAAUUCGGAUAAAAAAGGUGAAAAUAUAUGCAAAAACAAGAAAGCCAUAUAAAACAAGAAAGCCAUAUAUAGGCUAUGUCCUCAUGAUUUUAUGUUUGUUCUAACAUCUCCUUAUUUUUUUUAAGCAGUUCUCAUCACAAAACAUAUAUAUUUUUUCUUUAUAAAGUUCCUUAAACCA